AUGCCAGACAAGGAGAUAGAUAUAGCAGAUUAUAGGCGCGGCGGCGCCGCUCGCGACAUGUGCGACCAGAAGCACGAGCCCGCGGCCGAGCCCGCCGUCGUGCUCGCAGAGCCCCCCACCCUCGACCGCCACCGCCUCGAGUUGGUGCAGCGGCUCGCCGCGCGCCUGCAGCAGCAGGGCGGCGCCGGCGGCGCGGGCGACAGCGGUGGCGCGCCGGUGGCCAUCGUGGCGGUGUCCGGCUGGGACAGCUGCUGGCACGCUGAGUCGUCCGCGUUCCUGGACUGGCUCUGCGGCGGCGCGGCGCCCGCGGACACUCUCGCGGUCGUCACCGCCGCCGCCGCCGCCGUGCUCUGCCCGGCCCCCGCCCCCGCGCGGGCCGCCAAUGGCGCCGGCGGCUACACCGCGGCGCGGCCGCGGCAGCGGCGCGGCAGCAGGGGCGAUCCAACGGCAGACUGCCAAGACCUAUCAGAAGAGGCGGCCCUCGCGGCACUGGCCGCCGAUCCGAAAGUUUCCGCCUUCCGGCGCCUGCUCGCCGCCGCAGGCGCCGGCGCAGCGCCCCGGCUCGCCGCGCCGCUCGGCUGGGAGGUCGCCGGCGGCGCCCUCCGGCGCGCGGGCACCUGCGACGUCGCCGACGGCGGCGACUGCGGCGGCGGCGGGCCGCUGGCGCGGUGGCCGUUGGUGCAGGCGGUGGAGGCGUUGGAAGGGGACGCGCUGCCGGGGCGGUUCGAGGAGGUGCUAGAUGUGUCUUAUGAGCUACGCGCCCUGAUGGGCCGCGCCGACGCGCGCGCGGCGCGCGCGCUGCUUUCCGAGCGCGCCCCCGCGCUGCGGCGCGCGUGGGGGGAGGUGCAGGGGCUCAUCGGCCGCACGUCGCCGGUGGCGCGGGGGGUGGAGCUGUCGGAGGAGCAGCGGCGAGUCGCGAGCACCGCCCCAAAAACAUGA
Messenger RNA from Monoraphidium neglectum, 939 nucleotides. RefSeq lists its product as hypothetical. Lineage: Eukaryota; Viridiplantae; Chlorophyta; Chlorophyceae; Sphaeropleales; Selenastraceae. The transcript is spliced from 4 exons. The record is from RefSeq and is a predicted model, not a curated record. Bases 1 to 939 code for a protein of 312 amino acids.